Sinocyclocheilus anshuiensis is the source of this 1389-nucleotide messenger RNA. RefSeq names its product bifunctional methylenetetrahydrofolate dehydrogenase/cyclohydrolase, mitochondrial-like. Gene Ontology annotation, cellular component: mitochondrion. Bases 18 to 1034 code for a protein of 338 amino acids. The transcript has 8 exons. Gene Ontology annotation, biological process: tetrahydrofolate interconversion. Lineage: Eukaryota; Metazoa; Chordata; Actinopteri; Cypriniformes; Cyprinidae. Gene Ontology annotation, molecular function: methylenetetrahydrofolate dehydrogenase (NADP+) activity; methenyltetrahydrofolate cyclohydrolase activity; methylenetetrahydrofolate dehydrogenase (NAD+) activity. The record is from RefSeq and is a predicted model, not a curated record.
AUUUACAUCACGCACCCAUGGCUACACUCCGGGCGCUGCGGAAACUAUGCCGGCAUUCUCGCCAUCAGGCAUGUCGUUUUCAUCUGUCAUCUUCAAGACCAGAGGCUGUGAUCAUCUCGGGCAGGAAACUGGCACGGCAGAUCCGCAACGAGGCGCGUGAUGACGUGGAGGAGUGGGUCUCUGUUGGAAACCGACGGCCUCACCUGAGUGUGGUGUUAGUGGGUGACAAUCCAGCCAGUCACUCGUACGUUCUCAAUAAGACCCGUGCAGCAGCAGAAGUGGGUAUUAGUAGCGAGACCAUCCUGAAACCUUCUAGCGUCUGUGAAGAGGAGCUGCUUGACCUCAUCGAGAAACUCAACUCGGACCACAGAGUAGACGGUCUUCUGGUACAGCUACCUCUUCCUGAUCACAUCGAUGAGCGACGCGUAUGCAAUGCCGUGUGCCCAGGGAAAGAUGUUGAUGGUUUCCAUGUGGUCAAUGUUGGCCGCAUGUGCCUGGAUCAGUCAACUAUGCUGCCUGCCACUCCAUGGGGGGUUUGGGAGAUUAUCAAACGCACAGGCAUACAGACGCUGGGUAAGAAUGUGGUGGUGGCUGGUCGCUCCAAGAAUGUUGGGAUGCCCAUUGCAAUGCUGCUGCACACAGACGGCAGACAUGAAAGGCCAGGAGGUGAUGCCACAGUGACUAUCUCCCACCGUUACACUCCCAAAGAGCAGCUCCGUCAGCACACACAGAUCGCAGACAUUAUCGUCGCUGCUGCAGGUAUUCCCAACCUCAUCACUGCUGAUAUGAUAAAGGAGGGUGCAGCUGUUAUAGAUGUUGGCAUCAACAGAAUAUUGGACCCCUUGACUGGGAAAAACAGACUUGUUGGUGACGUGGACUUUGAAGGCGUUAGAAAGAAGGCCAGCUACAUUACUCCAGUUCCAGGCGGUGUUGGACCCAUGACUGUAGCCAUGCUGAUGAAAAACACAAUCAAGGCAGCGAAAAGCGUGAUUUUAACCCCCCCUCAGCGAGUUCGGAUGGCAGCGUCCUCAUAACAUAACUUCACUUUGAGGGGCUCGUGGUGGAAAAUCAAUAUUUUGAAUGGCUAUUUUUGAGUCCCAUUAUAGUCUAGUUAAAUAUAUUUAAAGGUUUGAGAAAAUGAAUGUGCUUUUUCAUUCAGAUAGUGUGUUUUUUUCAGUUACCCGGCCAAGCUUUAAACACUUUCACUUUUGUUUCUACACUGUUACAGCUUUGCUUUUUCAGCUCUCUGUAUGUUUCAGUAUUACAAUAGGAGAUUGCCAGACAUUUCUGAAGCAUAUUUAUUAACAAGAAACACUUAAGCAAUGUUCUACAUCAACUGCAGUCAGUGUUUAGACCGUGUGGUUGCUUUUACCUUGUGUUCUUGCAGUC